AGUCUAGAAGUACUCAGAAGUCUUCAUCUGCAGCUCGUCAGGGUGAAUACUGGAAGAUUGGGGACAUUACUGUGGCUGCCUUAUCAACCAUUUGUAACAGACUCCAUUUGUAACAGCGAAAGAAGCUUGUCAAGUAAGGGCUGGGGAAUUUAAUCUUGAGACACCUUUUUGGAGGUCAUAUUUUGGGGGAGUGGAUCGUCAUGCUACUUAUCAGUAUCACUUACUCCAAAGAAAGAUUUACUAGAUUCCUUUGCUGCUGUUGUAUGAUAUAAUGGACAGUUCUCAAGGAAAUGUAAAACACACCGACUAUUAAUUGCUGUCCCAGUAAACAGUGAUUCUGCAGGUGGAAAUAGAAGAUUAUUUUCCAAGCAGCAUAGUAGCCGGCACCAGGAUAGAAAGAGGAGAAAGGUCAUAAAACACUAAUCCUGCAGACAUGGCAUUUCUUCAUUGAGACGAGCAAACUCUGGAAUAGAAAGAGAAGGACAAAAUGGGGAACUCCGAGAGUCAGUACAGUCCUCAAGGAUCUAAAAAUCACAGCAGCAGCACCACGGAUACCAAGCAGAAGCCCUGUUCCCUGAAAAUCCGCAGCAUCCAUGUGAAAGAUGACAAAUCCCUUCAUGGGUGGGGCCAUGGCAGCGGAGGCCCUAACUACAAGUCCAAAUCCCUAGCCAGAAGCUGUCUCUCCCACUUUAAGAGUAACCAGCCUUAUUCUUCCCGUCUCAGUGACUCCACGGGCAAAGUCGCCAAAGGCAGCACCCACCCCAAGCCCCGGAUAAACACCUCAGGAAAUUUCUGCCAGGGCAGUAAUUCUGCCUUCUUGCCUGAGAACGGUUUCCACUACAUUGGCCUUGAAGCGGCAGAUGACCGAAUCUCUUCCAGGGAUUGCAACGGACACGCUCUGAACUGCUACGGAAAGAACAAGAGCCUUGCAUCCACCCCGCCGGCUGAGGACCAAAAGAGCCCUAAGGUCCUGAUCAAAACCCUGGGGAAGCUGGACGGGUGUUUACGGGUGGAGUUCCAUAACAGCAGCAGCAGCAAAGUGCCUCCAGAAGAACCUGAGGGGCCAGUCCAGCUCUUACGGUAUUCUCCCACUUCAGAUUCAGAAGCCGCCAACCUGCUGGAAGUUAGGAGGAACUCCAGUGCCGAUUAUCCCGCAAACCACCACCGGCUCUCCCCCACUGACUCACGAUUGCGGUCGAGUAAGGGAAGCUCACUGAGUUCGGAGUCCUCGUGGUACGACUCCCCUUGGGGAAAUGCCGGCGAUGCCAAUGAGCUGGGUGGCUCUGACCUGACCAGAGCCGCUCCAGACACUAGCCCGCAGGCCAGUUUUCCACCUAAUGAUGGCCAGAAGGCCUUCAACCAAAGCUCAUCCCUCUCUUCCCUCCGGGAGCUGUACAAAGAUGCCAAUUUAGAAAGUCUCCCUUCCACAGACUUCAGACUCUCUGAUGAGUACUUCACCACCUCAGCCCGCUUUAGCAACCGCGUUUCGUUUGCCUCCUCCAUGGAUGUUCCCUCCACCCUAGACCAGCGAGGCCCCAUACCCUACUGUUCUUACACCCUCCCAUGCCGGAAAUCCAAACCCUUAAUGGAAGAUGCUUCUAAGAAAGACACCUUAAAAACCAGGAUGCGGCGUAUCAGCGAUUGGACAGGAAGUCUCUCAAGAAAGAAGAGGAAACUCCAGGAGCCGAAAUCCAAAGACAGGAAUGACUUUGUGGAUUGCAGAAUCGAAGGCCUCAAUGCCGAAAGCCUAUUGCCUUCCCAGGUGUCUAAUUCCUUGUGGUCAGCUGGCUCUGGACCUAUCCUGACUCAAAGGAGCCAGUCCAACGGUGCCAUCGGUGGCGAUGCCCUGCGGCAAAACAUCUAUGAGAAUUUCAUGCGUGAGCUGGAGACAGGGCGGACGAAUGGAGAGAACCCCGAAACCUCGACGGAGACCGCGGAGUCCAGCAGUUGUUCGCUCAGCUCCUUAGAACAGUUGGACCUGCUCUUUGAGAAAGAACAAGGGGUGAUCCGUAAAGCUGGGUGGCUCUUCUUCAAACCUCUCGUCACUUUGCAGAAGGAGAAGAAGCUAGAGCUGGUAGCCCGCAGGAAGUGGAAGCAGUACUGGGUGACCCUUAAAGGAUGCACACUGCUGUUUUAUGAAACCUACGGCCGGAAUCCCACGGAGCAGAGUGGUUCUCCUAGGUGUGCCCUCUUUGCCGAAGACAGCAUAGUGCAGUCUGUUCCCGAACAUCCCAAGAAGGAAAACAUAUUUUGUCUCAGCAACUCAUUUGGAGAUGUCUAUCUUUUCCAGGCUACCAGCCAGACAGACUUGGAAAACUGGGUGACUGCUAUCCAUUCUGCUUGUGCAUCUCUCUUUGCAAAGAAACAUGGGAAAGAGGACACUGUCCGGUUGCUGAGGAGUCAGACCAAGAAUCUACUUCAAAAGAUUGACAUGGACAGCAAGAUGAAAAAAAUGGCAGAAUUACAACUCUCUGUAGUUAGUGAUCCAAAGAAUAGGAAAGCCAUAGAAAACCAGAUCCAGCAGUGGGAACAGAAUCUGGAGAAGUUUCACAUGGACCUAUUCAGAAUGCGCUGCUACCUAGCCAGUCUGCAGGGAGGGGAGUUACCGAAUCCAAAGAGCCUCCUCGCAGCCACAAGUCGUCCCUCUAAACUGGCCCUGGGCAGGUUGGGCAUCUUGUCAGUUUCUUCCUUCCAUGCAUUGAUAUGCUCCAGAGAUGAGUCUGCUCUCCGGAAGCGAACGCUGUCCUUAUCCCAGCGGGUCCGGAACAAGAAGGGUUUGUUUUCAUCACUGAAAGGGCUGGACACAUUGGCCAGAAAGGGAAAGGAGAAACGGCCUUCUAUAACUCAGAUUUUUGAUUCAAGUACUGGACAAGGAUUUUCUGGAUCCCAGCUUCAUCCGAACUCCAAUAACUCCAGUGAGGUGGAUGAGUUUCUAAAUGUUUACUCUUCAGGACCUGACUGUGGAACCAAAGAAAACAUUUGGAAAAUCCAGACUUGCAUUCAUUUUCAGGAUAAUCAAGUAGUUAAUAUAGCCAUCAAACCAGAAUACAGAGUAGAAGAUGUUUUGUCUUUGGCAUGCAAGAUGAAGCAACUGGAACCCAGUCACCAUGGUUUGCAGCUAAAAAGACAUAUUGAUGAAAAUAUUGAGUAUAGUAUUCCUGCAUUAUAUGAAUACAUGCAAGAGCAGGUUUAUGAUGAAAUAGAAAUCUUCCCCUUAAGUGUGUAUCACAUACAUCUUACCAAAACUGGAAGUGUCUCCGACUUUGGGUUUGCAGUUACAGCUCAGGUGGAUGAUCAGCAGCAUCUCAGUCGAAUAUUCAUAAGUGACGUUCUUCCUGAUGGUCUGGCAUAUGGGGAAGGGCUGAGAAUGGGCAAUGAGAUCCUGGCUAUCAACGGGGAGGCUGUAGCUGACCUGGAUGUCAGACAGAUGGAGUCCUUGUUUUCGGAAAGGAGUGUAAAGCUUACUUUGGGUACAAAGGGCAACUUUUGCAACUCGUGGUCAGGUAGUGACCUUUCCAGAGACCCCAAAAGCCUGCUGCCCCCUCCCAACCAGUCUCAACUCCUGGAAGAAUUCCUGGACAACCUCAAAAAGAAUUCAGCAAGUGAUUUCAGCAAUGUGCCUGAUGUUGCGGCUGGCCUGAAAAGGAGCCAGACAGACGGUCUUCUGGAUGAAGAAGACACAUCCAAAGGCAAAGGCGAACAAACUCUCAGGAGUGGUGACCAGAUCACUUCACUUUGUAGAAGUUUUAUUGAGGCCCAAUCAAGCAGCAUGGAAAGACAAAAGGCCACUCAGGGGCCAACACCAAGACCGCUGGCCCGCCAUUUGUCAGACGCAGAUCGUCUGAGGAAGGUGAUCCAAGAGCUCAUGGACACGGAGAAGUCGUAUGUCAAGGAUCUCAGUUGCCUGUUUGAAUUAUACUUGGAGCCGCUUCAAAGUGAGACAUUCCUAACCCAAGAUGAGAUGGAAUCCCUUUUUGGAAGCCUUCCAGAGAUGUUGGAGUUUCAGAAGGUGUUUCUGGAGACCCUGGAGGAUGGCAUCUCAUCAUCUUCUGAUUUCAGCCUACUUGAAACCCCCUCCCAGUUCAGAAAAUUACUGUUUUCCCUGGGCGGUUCGUUCCUUUACUAUGCAGACCACUUUAAGCUGUACAGUGGGUUCUGUGCAAACCACAUAAAAGUGCAGAAAGUCCUUGAGAGAGCUAAAACUGAUAAAGCCUUUAAGGCAUUCCUAGAUGCCCGGAACCCUACGAAGCAACAUUCCUCCACGCUGGAGUCGUACCUCAUUAAGCCCGUCCAGAGAGUGCUUAAGUAUCCCCUGCUGCUCAGAGAGCUGGUAUCCCUGACAGACAACGAAAGCGAGGAACAUUACCACCUCACAGAGGCAUUAAAGGCAAUGGAAAAAGUGGCAAGUCACAUCAAUGAGAUGCAGAAGAUAUAUGAGGAUUAUGGUACUGUGUUUGACCAAUUGGUUGCAGAACAGAGUGGCACCAAGAAGGAGGUCACUGAACUUUCAAUGGGAGAACUACUGAUGCACUCAACAGUGUCCUGGUUGAAUCCUUUCUUAUCCCUGGGAAAGGCAAGAAAGGACCUUGAACUUACAGUAUUUGUUUUUAAGAGAGCUGUCAUCCUGGUAUACAAAGAAAACAGCAAACUGAAAAAGAAACAGCCCUCUAAUUCCCGAUCAGCACAUAUCUAUGGUGACUUGGAUCCAUUCAAGUUCCGCUGGCUGAUUCCUUUAUCUGCUCUUCAAGUCAGACUGGGUAAUUCAGCAGGGACAGAAAAUAAUGCCAUUUGGGAGCUGAUCCACACUAAGUCAGAAAUAGAAGGUCGGCCGGAAACCAUAUUUCAGCUAUGUUGCAGUGACUGUGAAAGCAAAACCAACAUGGUGAAGGUGAUACGUUCAAUUCUGAGGGAAAAUUUCCGGCGCCAUAUAAAAUGCGAAUUACCUCUGGAGAAGCCAUGUAAGGAUCGUCUGGUUCCACUCAAAAAUUGGGUUCCUGUCUCAGCCAAAUUAGCAUCUUCUAGGUCAUUAAAAGUACUAAGGAAUUCCCCCAGUAACGAGUGGAACAAUGACACAGGGAAAAGCAACCCACUGGAUUCCGACGAAUGCAGUCUCAGCAGCAGCACCCAAAGCAGCGGCUGCCACACUACCGAGAGCAGACAGGAAUCUAAAAACUCGUCUCCGGCCAAACACCCGCAAACGUGCUCGUUGGACUUUUCCGACAGCCUUAUUAAGGAAUCAGAUAUCCUCAGCGAUGAAGACGAUGACUACCGUCAGCCCCCGAAGAAGGACAGCCCGACCAAAGACAUCGAGAUCCAGUUCCAGAGGCUGAAGAUUUCCGAGGAUCCAGAUGCGGAGCGGCGGCCAUUCCCAGAAGCUGGUAACAGUUCCCAGAGCAGAGAGCAGCCCAAACUGGUGCGGGGGCACUUCUGCCCAAUUAAACGCAAAGCCAACAGCACAAAAAGGGAGAGGGGAGGGACUUUGCUGUCAAUGCAAGAUCGCCAUCAGUCCCUUGACAGUCAGGUAGAAAGUGUGAAUAUUGACUUAAAUGCCAUCCUGGCCCGAGAGUUCAGUGUCCAGAGUCUAACAUCCGUGGUAAAUGAGGACUGCUUUUUUGAAACAGAGAGCCAUUCAAAAUCCUAGUGCUGAGGGACACGUCUGAGUUCAAGUCCACCCAUGCACUAGAUGGCUUUGCUUUUAAACUAGAGGCUGCAUGGGAAUUACCAGAAAACUACUAUUUGGUUUUGUGCACUAAUACAUUUUUCCACAAAAAUAGUGGUAAAGGAUUAACUUAUUUUAAUUUAUUGUGGAACGGAAAAAACAGAGAUUAAGCUGGUCAGAAUCUGUAAAUUAGUUUUAACCCUUUUGAGCAGGUAUCAAAAUUAUCUAGAGUUGGGAAAAGUUGCAUUUUAAUUUAUAUGAAGGGGUGGGGGUUGUGAUUAAAGCUUUUUUUAAGGUUUUUUUAAGAUUUUUUUCAAUACUUUGGGCAUUUUCUUUCAGCUGUUAAUUUUUGCUUUAUUUAAAGCAGAAUUAAGUUAUUUAGUGUGGCUAAGGGGCACAAUGGUGCAAGAAUUUCAUUUUUACAAGGUUGUAAGAGAUGCUGUUUAUACUAAACCUGUAUAUAUAUACAUAUAUAUAUAUAUUAUAUAUACCAUAUAUAUGAAAAGAAAGCUUGUACUGUAAUCUUAAAUUGAUUGUACUUUUAUUUUCUCUACCCCCUGUACAGUAAAAGAAAAUGUUAUACCUGGAAAUGGAUGUUUAUUUUUGAUGAGCAGAACUUGCCAUCAAGGAACUCGUGUGUUUUUUACCUUACAUUAUACCCAAAUUGUUUAAUCA
Tachyglossus aculeatus (Australian echidna) is the source of this 6334-nucleotide messenger RNA. RefSeq names its product TIAM Rac1 associated GEF 2 (gene TIAM2). Gene Ontology annotation, cellular component: membrane; synapse. The coding region runs from base 488 to 5641 and encodes 1717 amino acids. Gene Ontology annotation, molecular function: guanyl-nucleotide exchange factor activity; protein binding. The record is from RefSeq and is a predicted model, not a curated record. Gene Ontology annotation, biological process: positive regulation of axonogenesis; activation of GTPase activity; small GTPase-mediated signal transduction. Lineage: Eukaryota; Metazoa; Chordata; Mammalia; Monotremata; Tachyglossidae. The transcript has 30 exons.